Messenger RNA from Haplochromis burtoni (Burton's mouthbrooder), 7398 nucleotides. Its product is annotated as calcium/calmodulin-dependent protein kinase type IV. Gene Ontology annotation, molecular function: calcium/calmodulin-dependent protein kinase activity; ATP binding; calmodulin binding. NCBI's taxonomy places the organism in Eukaryota, Metazoa, Chordata, Actinopteri, Cichliformes, Cichlidae. The coding region runs from base 766 to 2205 and encodes 479 amino acids. The record is from RefSeq and is a predicted model, not a curated record. Gene Ontology annotation, biological process: protein phosphorylation. The transcript is spliced from 11 exons.
GGCGGUGGGGCGGGGCUGUGAGAUUACAGCAGCAUCUCUCUCACUCCGCAGAUCCAUCAGACAUCUGGAGCAGCCCUACCCGGGAAUCAGACCCCUGAGCAUCGAACGCUGACACCCUCCACCGACUCACGCCGGUGUUCGCAGUCUGUUUCCCGACACGUAUCCACUCUUCGGUGUUGCUGUGGUGGCUCUGUGGGCUGCAUCUCCGGAGGGAGGCUGCUGCGCUCCGGAGAGACGGACGGUCCGUUUCUGCCAGUGAAAACACGGAGGUACUAAGCCUAAACCCGGGAGGAUGGUGAUGGACUGAGCUGAUCCGACGUCUGAGAGGUUUUUAGGGCCCGAUGGAAGCUGCGACACAUCUGGACCUGGAGCGUCUGGAUCCCGGCUCCAGCUUCAGUCUGGAUUAAAGAGCCGUGCUCAUCACCGGGGGUUCGGUGUAUUUGUUUUCUUCUUUUAGUUUUUGCCCUUUCCUCACAGAUAAACGGUCCUGAUUGAGAGUUUGAAGGAGCAGGCGGAUCCCCCUCCUCCUCCCCCCCCCUGCUGGUCUGGAUUAAAGCCCAUCAGGAUCAUGAAUCAUCCCCCCUCCGUGACUCUAAUCUGGGUUUUACCGAGCUGGAUUUAAAUCUGAGAUCUGAUCAGGAUUACUCUGUUCCUGGUUCUGAUCGGGUCACAUCUGGCCCGGUCUGAACCGGUCCCGGAACUGGUGUGAUCUUUGACUCGGUCCCGGUCUUCUUGGUGCUGGUUUGGGGGAGGUCUGCUAUCAUCAUGCCGACGUCCCGGCCUGGUUCGGAGCCGGUGGAGUUCUGGGUGGACGGAUCAAGGCGGGACGGGACUGUGGAGGAAUUCUACACCCUGAGCUCGGAGCUGGGCAGAGGAGCGACUUCUAUUGUGUAUCGCUGUGAGGAGAAACAGACCCAGAAGCCCUACGCUGUCAAAGUCCUCAAGAAAACGAUUGACAAGAAAAUUGUUCGCACCGAAAUCGGCGUUCUGCUGCGUCUUUCUCACCCAAACAUUAUCCAGCUGAAGGAGAUCUUUGAGACAGACACAGACAUUGCUCUGGUGCUGGAGUUGGUGACUGGAGGAGAGCUCUUUGACCGGAUUGUGGAACGUGGCUACUACAGUGAGAGAGAUGCCGCUCAUGUCAUCAAGCAGAUUCUGGAGGCUGUGGCGUAUUUACAUGAGAACGGUGUUGUGCAUCGUGACCUUAAACCAGAGAAUCUGCUGUACGCCGACCUGUCUCUGGAUGCUCCGCUGAAGAUAGCUGACUUUGGUCUUUCAAAAAUCGUAGAUGACCAGGUGACCAUGAAGACAGUCUGCGGUACUCCGGGGUAUUGCGCUCCAGAGAUCCUGCGGGGAAAUGCCUACGGCCCUGAGGUGGACAUGUGGUCGGUGGGCGUGAUCCUCUACAUCCUACUCUGUGGGUUUGAGCCUUUCUUCGACCCAAGAGGGGAUCAGUACAUGUAUAGUCGCAUCCUCAACUGUGACUAUGAGUUUGUUUCUCCGUGGUGGGACGAGGUCUCCCUCAAUGCUAAGGAUCUGGUCAGUAAGCUGAUUGUCCUCGACCCUCACAAGCGCCUCAGUGUCGGGGAGGCCCUGCAGCACCCCUGGGUGCUGGGCAAAGCUGCCCGGUUCUCUCAUAUGGAUACUACCCAGAGGAAACUACAGGAGUUCAACGCUAGACGCAAACUUAAGGCGGCCAUGAAAGCUGUCGUGGCCACAAGUCGGAUGCAUGAAGGCUCGCGGCGUCGCACAGACAGCUGUGACAUUCCAGGUUCAGGGGCUUCCAGGCAGAGCAGCAUGCAGCAGGACCCGCCUCCUGAGUCUGCAUGCUCCACCCAAAAAGACAAAGAGGCUCCACCUCCUGACCAGCAGUUGCCACAGGAAGUUGAAUCGAAGUCUGCUGACCCAAACACCCUCAGCCCCUCUCCUCCACACAGCCCCAAACUACCCAGCUCUGAUGUCACACCCGCAGGGCCCAUCCCCACCAGACCGCCACUGCGCGCUGAUGGGCUGCGACAAGUAUCUGUAAUCCCUAAAAGCAUGCUGGUCCAACCCCGGCUGCCGCAGAAAAGCUGCUCUGUCAUAGAGCCAACCCCCAGAGUUGGGGCCACACCCACACUGGGCUCACCCCCGAGUCCCAACAACCUCAGCAAUGGCUUCACAUCUGGGGCGGAGCCUACCAGUAAGACCACCCACUGCCAGUGAUCACAUGGCAAAAUUAAAAAAAAUUCUCGACUCUGCUUCAGUUUCACACAGAAGUAAAAAACGUUCAGCUUUCAGCAGCUAAAUGAACUUAUUUGGACCAAAUUACAGUAAACCUAAAAUCUGCAGCUCACAUUUAACCCGCAUCACCACACGUCUGGGAUCUCUUUGGCUUACAUGCUAACAGAUACGGAUUCAUGGAGGGGUCGCUGGACAUUUCUGAAGAUGGGCAGGUGUUUUAUCUUCUGUUUUUUAGUAUAAAGGCCUUCGAUUAUUUAGGAGAAGUAAAAAUAAUUUCCCCCAUUAGCACUCGUUUAUGUGAGGGUUGACUAAAAACACAAGAAAUGUAAUAAAUGUGAAUUGUCUGUUAAGCACUUCAAUCUCAGCAGCACUGUCGAGCUUGUUUGCUCAUUUUCACUGAGACAGUGGACGUGUUAAGCUAAGUCAGUGACAAAUAACCAGCAUGCUGGGGAGCAGUUAUCAAGGCCGUGCACAUUUGGACCUGAGGGUGUGUUAGCAUUUAGCUCACCCACUACAGCACUUCAUCAAGUAGCUCUGAAUUAUUCAGCACAUCAGCAAGACUCAAUAUAUUUUUGCAAAGACUCAACAUAUUUGGAAAAAAUUCGAAUAAUAAAAUAACUCGUAAGAGCUACAAUUUAUUUGUCUUACCACAGAAAUGAACCAAAGACGUGUGUGUUUACAACCAAAAUGAAGCACUCGAUCAGUGACACUGGACAAUGGCGUCUAUUAUCACACCUUCUUACUUACAACUGGUAUCAAAAGGGAGCUAUUAUUUUUUAAGUUCUUAUUUUUUGUUAUUUUCUGUAAUAUGUUACAGUUUGAGCUGUCAAUUUUAAACAUGGCUAACAUUUCAAAUAAAAAGGUGAAAGUAUGUAAAAGUUAUCCAUAUAUGCAAAAAACUCAGAACUUAAAACUGUUUUCUGCUGUUUUUUGUAUUUCUUUUUAAAUGUAUUAAUUUUUAAUGUUCAAAAUCUUUAUGUUUUCAUCUGCUACAGGCAGUACAUGCUUACCUAGUGUCAGGCUUACAGAAGUUAGCAGAUUUGAAGAAAGUGUUUUUUGGGUGGGGGUGUGGGGGACGGAUGAAUAGCUCAUUUCCGACAGGAUGAAUUGAGGAGUAUUUUAACUCUGCUAACUCUGCACUUACUAUCUCAGUUGUAGAGAUUUGGGGAAACUUCAGAAUAAAUAGGCCACUGUGGCUUUCAAAGUAAACUUUAAUGGAGCACACAUUAGAAAAGUAAAAACUAACACCCAGAAAGUUUCUGGAUUACUGCAACUAAAUGCAGUUAUUGACUGAGCAGUUUAGUAAUACAGAGUUUUUAAUAACCCAGAUUCACCAACAAAAUCUGCAUCUAACAUCAAAGAGGUUAAUCGCCGGAGAAAUAAACGACAGGUUUUCUUCAGGGAGGAAAAAAGUGCUUCAUUUUUGCUGCAAACAUUUAUUUUGGUCUUUGCAGACUCCCACAUUAAAGGGACAUUACAACAUUUUGCACCAAACACUUUUGCUAAAUUUGACUAUGACUCACAUGUCCUACAGUUAGCCUAGCAUAGCAUAAUACUGGCAAUAAAGAAGCAGCUAGCUUUAAGUCCACUUUCCACCACCUUCAGACUUAACAGCCCAGAUCUCGUAAACAGACUUGGACUGCUAUCAUGUGGGCUUGAUGAAUGUAUCCGGUACCUGAGGAAUUAGGAUCAAAUUUUGACUCUGUUUCUUUUCUUUAGCGUUUCUGUGGUAACAUUCGGGUGAGAUCUGGCAAAGAGCUGACUGUUUGUGGGCCUAGAUUGUGAUUGUGCCUGCUGUGAUUUAGAUUUGCACCACAACUUGGGUUUAACAAAAUCAAGUUCAAGUCCAACAUUCAGAUAAUGUAUGGAUUCCCUAACUGAGUGGCACCGCAGGCCGACCUUUACUGCAGCUAAACAUUUAACAAUCUAAUUGAAAAGAAAAAGGAAUUCGUUCAAUUUCCACAAAGAGGCAAUAAUCAAUUAUUUCUAUCCUAUCCCAGGUUUAAUGUUCAUGCUUUCUGUCUGUUGGCAGGUGUAGGUGGAAUUUCCUCCAUACUUAACACAAAAACAUGAAACUGAAAUCCAUGCUGAUCUUUUCCUUUAAGUCCUGAUCUGGGACAAACUGAGACUUGAGUAUUAUGUUUGGGCUUCUUCUUCUUCUCCUGACGCAGAAAGCGGACUUUUCCUGUGAUGCUCAGGACAGAGACUGAUUGUAUUUUAUUAAACGUACACAAUGACUUGGCGCUCACCUGCAUGAACGGAUGCUCUUUAUUCAUGGACAAGGAGAGAGAGCGCAGCUUCAUUUCUCGGCUUUUUCUUCUUCUUCUGCAUCCCUUUUUUUAGCAUGCGCGCUCAGACGCUUCAGACUUUCAUGUUGCUGUAAAACUCUGAGUUUUUUAAUCCUUUUUACUAUUUACCGCCGACACCCGCUGCCGUGAUUACGCAGCUGUAUGAGUAAAUAGAGUUCCUCCAGUGUGUAGCGUUCAGGUAAGUAACUCGUGUUUGUGAUCUUCUCGUAAAAUGUUGUGUUGUUUACACUUUAUCAGCAGUGACGAUGCGAUCUUAUUUGCACUGUACAUACUGUAGUUUGGUUUUAGACAAGUUAUUACUAACAUCUUUACUGCUCGACUCACUAAGAAACAUGUUCAGUGUUUAAGCUCCCAAAUAUACCAAAUUUGACCUUCGUGGAAAAUAAACCCCUUUCAUCCGAUCUAAAACCACACGUUCUACCUCUUUUUGUACAGGGGCUUCCAAAAUGAAAUGAAAAGAUGCAGAUCUGGAAAGAAAAUGAGAUGAGACAAGAAAGAUCCAAUUUACAUUUACACUUAAAGUUAUGGUGGCCAAGACAGAACCAACAGAAAGUCUGAGAAAACACAAGCAAGCACUUUAAGCCAGCCAACAGUGCAUGCUACCUAGCAGGAAACAUUAUACUGUUUGCUGGUUCCACAGUAGUUAAUCACUGUGAGGUUUUGGAGAUGUUAGAGGAGUUUGUAAGAACACUACAUUGGCUACCGAGCGGUUUCUCAAACAUUUUGUUUGAUGUGUCCAAUCUCCACUCACGACACCACAGCAUAUUAGUCAACAAGUCCUGAAUUUAUCACGAGCCAGUGCAGGAAAUUCCUCUUAACUGACCGCACAUAUGCUCACACAGAGCAAUUCAUUUGUUUGCUUAAUCACUGAGUGAGGCUGGUCAGGAGGCUCGCGAUGAACUGGCUGCUUCAGAUGUUGUUUAUCAGCAUCUGAUAGCAAGGCCACGAUCUCCAAAAAAUCAUGGAGAGCCUUGCCAAGAUGUCCAAGCCGGGAUGCCUCUUACUUCAUUGUUUUCUGCAUUCGUUCCUUGUCUCACUGCAGGCAAGCAGUUUUCUUGUACUGCAUAUCGUUAGCUUCAUAGCAUAAGUGCCUAAGUCAUUUUUUGGUCAAAUUGAGAUUUUUGCCUAACUUUACUCCCCUACCACUGCUGCAUCAUCCUGUCCGUCACAAAAAAAAUGACUUAGGCACUUAUGCUAUGAAGCUAACGAUAUGAAGAAUGGACACGACGUUGGUUUUUUGAAUAGAUGAGAGGGUGGAUAGCUCAUGUAUCAGCUGACACUAGCAAGCUUGGUUCGUAAGCUGCAUCCACCUGCUGUAAGGUGAAUGAUGCAGUAUUCUCUCACUGCGCUUCUGAAAGUGAAAGAAGGAUGCUCAACUGCAUCUGAAUGACAUCAUCUACAGUUGAAUCCGCCUCCACACUGACAAGCUGUUUCUCAGCAGAGAGCUCAGUCCACAGUGAACCGCUUCACAUAAAACCAGUCCAGUCUCUACUUUAUCGAGACGUUUUCACUUUGCAAACAGCAAACCUGCAUCACAGCAUCAUGUCUGGAAGAUAACUAAAGCUAAUAUCUCACAGCUUUGAUUCUCAGCGGUUAAAUCACCCACACAGACGCCCUGCUGAUUUUAGGAUCAAAUCUUUUAUUUUAAAAGAAGCUAAUUAUGUCUGCAGCACACCAGGCUGGAUGAACGUCAUUAUAUAUCAAAUUUGUAAAUAAUAUUAAUAUGUUGAAGCAAUCCAUAUAUCUGGUAUGUGAUUUAGCUAUCUUUUGAUUCUUUUGGCUCAAUUCUUUUCAGAACUGAGUUAAAAGAAUCUCAUUUUAAAGCACUUUAAGAAGAAACGUGAAGAGAUGCAGUAAAGUCUCAUUAAGCAGUAAACUGUGGUGUUUACAGCUGCCUAAAGGUCUCUGCUUUGUGUUCUGUCUCAGCCACCAUACAAAAUCCUAGAUUAUGAAGAGGAGCACAUUUGUUCCUGAAGGGCUUUUCUUUUUUAAAGAGGAACCACAGCUGUAACCAACACUGCUCCCAAAAUUGAUGAAAGCUGAUGAAUGGAUGGACAUGCUGAUCACAAGCUUACCAUCUCAUAAAUUCAACAGUCUGUCUAAUCGCUGUCCCAUAUUUUAUUUAGAUAAAAAAUAUAUUUGCAUUUAUGCAUCAAAUCAUUCUCUUCAAUUCAGACCACUCACCCGGGUUUUCACAUGGUUACAUGGGAAGUAAUGAAUCAUUAAAAAGGAAAUAUCAAACCUUCAGUUUCAGACUGUCAGUCACAAAACAUAUAUUUUGGAUUUGAAUUUCAGUUUGUGAUUUGGUUCCUCUUUAAACCAUUCAGUUAAAGCACGAGUUUUCCGUUGGACAGAUGUGUCACAGCUGGAUGCCACGUUUACCUGAGCACAGGUGUUUAAAGCUUCUUGCCAGACGGAACACACUGGAUAACUAGCAGUCGCGGUGAACGCAUGUAACUGUAUAUUUGAUUUAUAUCUAUACGCUUCUGUAAGAACAUGAACAUUUUGCUUCUAUUUAUCUAGCCUGUUAGAGAUUUGCAGGGUGGGGUUGAAGUGGGUGGGGCUACAACUGUAAAUGGUAUUUGUUUUGUGUUUGAUGAGUAUAAUUGUACCUUUUUUUAAAGAUUCUGACAGCUGACAUAUAAAGUGACAGUGUAACAGUCUGAGCUGUUACACGUGUAUCUUUGCAUGUAUUAUUUAACUUCCUUUGAUCACAUCAGAUUGAAGAAGCAAGCAGGGAGUUUGAAUCCUGCAGGACUCUGUAACAGCUGCUCAGCUGAUCUGAGGUCUGUUUGAAUGAACUUUUGCUGCAGGAUGUUUCAGGCAGGGUUUUGCAUCACAUGUACAGUAAAGGAUAUGAAUCACU